UUCAUCAGAUUACAGUUUGAUUAACGGCGAGUUUCGUACUGCCGAUGUCGUUGUCAACUAGAUCUUCCGUGGCCAUGAACGACGAAGAGCCACCGAUUGAGAAGGAGAAGUUGACCGCUCAGGCGUACCCGAUUUCGUCACUUCCUGACGAUUUGCUAUUGAGUAUCUUCGCACGCGUCUCGAGAGUGUAUUACCCGAUUCUCUCUCUCGUCUCCAAGAGCUUUAGAUCUCUCAUUGCUUCACCUGAGCUUUACGAGACUCGGUCACUCUUAGGCCGCACCGAGAGUUGUCUCUAUGUGUGCUUAAAGCUCCCUCCUGACUUUAACACAACUUGGUUCACCCUCUGCCGGAGACCGGAUCAGACCCAUAAGAAGCAGAAGAAGUCAAUGGGAAGAAAUCUUUUGGUUCCAAUCCCAUCUCUAGAAUCUCCUCCUGUGCACUCGUCCAAUCUCGUGGCGGUUGGCUCCAAAAUCUACAACAUUGGCGGGGAUGCAAAAUCUUCGUCUACCGUCUCGAUCCUGGACUGCAAGUCUCAUACUUGGUGUGAGGCUCCAAGCAUGCUGGUGGAGCGGUCUUAUCCAGUUUCCAAUGUUAUUGAUGGAAAGAUAUACGUAGCAGGAGGAUGUGAAGAAGAGUGCAAGUCCUCCAACUGGAUCGAGGUUUUUGACUCAAAAAAGCAAACUUGGGAGCUUGUGUCGUGCCCUCUUGUAGAUGGAUGGGUAACUCAUACACGCAAGAGCGCAGUAAUUGAUGGAAAUAUAUUUAUGUUUGCGCGUUUAUGUGCGGGUCUCGCUUACAUGCCAAAAGAAGAUAGAUGGGAAGCCUUAAGUGUGCUUACUUCUUUUGAGUUAGAAUGGGAAUCACUUUGUUAUUGCGUUGUAGAUAACGUUCUUUAUUGUUACGAUAAAGGAAUCAUAUGGUACAACCCUAAGGUAGGAAGCUGGUUUAAAUUGAAGAGUUUGAUAGGACUACCCAAAUUUGAUGAUCAUGUUGGUGUCAAAGUCAAAAUGGCUGAAUAUGGUGGAAAGAUGGUGAUCUUUUGGGACAAGUAUCUUCCUUCUUGGGGCUAUAAGAAGAAUAAGGUGAUUUGGUGUGCAGUCAAGAGAUUCGUGGGAGUCGAGAGAUUUUGGGGAAGGUUGAGUGGCUUGAUGCUGUGCUUACAGUCCCCGAGAAAUAUAAAUUCGUGUCUGCUCUUUCUGCUACUGUUUGAUUAAUCAACUCAAUUCUGAAUCUUGAAUGAAUGGCGCAGCUUAGAAGAAGAUUAGUUUUUAGAUUGCGUCGGGGAGCAUGAACAUAUCGUGUUGUGAGACUGACUACUAUAAACCAAAUUUUCUUACAAGUUUUUUUACUGCAUUGGUUGAAUACUU
Molecule: messenger RNA, 1367 nt
Organism: Camelina sativa (false flax)
Lineage: Eukaryota; Viridiplantae; Streptophyta; Magnoliopsida; Brassicales; Brassicaceae
Source: RefSeq, a predicted model, not a curated record